This is a messenger RNA of Anguilla rostrata (American eel), 6217 nucleotides long. RefSeq names its product PTPRF interacting protein alpha 3 (gene ppfia3). The record is from RefSeq and is a predicted model, not a curated record. The coding region runs from base 1312 to 5457 and encodes 1381 amino acids. Gene Ontology annotation, molecular function: protein binding. Gene Ontology annotation, biological process: synapse organization. Gene Ontology annotation, cellular component: presynaptic active zone. The transcript is spliced from 32 exons. Lineage: Eukaryota; Metazoa; Chordata; Actinopteri; Anguilliformes; Anguillidae.
AGAGAGAGUGUGUGAGAGAGAGAGAGAGAGAGAGAGAGAGAGAGGUCUAUGGUGUGGCGGUGGAUAGCGUUGCCUUCGAUUGCGCCGUUUACAUGUGUGCGCGAGGGAGAAAGGGGGAAACCGAUACCCGUUUUUUCGAGGAGGUAUUGGCACCGACGAGCGCGAGACUAAUGGAGCCGUGAGGAGUGUGAUGUCUUGCAUUUCCUUCCAGCGAUGAUUAGGCUCUGCUUCCUGGUUCUGUGACGGACCAACCAGGGAGGAAGAAGCCUUCUUCAGCUCCCGCCCUCCCUCUUAUCCCUCCCCGCCCCUUUGGAACCCUGGACACGCCCACUCACCCCUUAAUCCAGCCUCCUUUACUUCACCACUUCCAACUAGGCCCAACCCCACCCCACCGCCGCCCCAACACACCCACGCCACACCCCUAAACCCUCAUCCUAAAGUUGCCGCUCCAGCUGUACUGCAGGGCAGCCUGAGAAUCUUGCGAAUCAGGGCACACAAACGCGCAGAUGGUUGGGCCUGGGCGUUCGUAUCUGCUGAAGGAGCCGCGUAGCGUUGGGCUAAUCUGAAAGGAAGAGGCUUCGAACCCUGACCCCCCAGCCCUGUGAGCCGUCAGAGAAGAGCAGACACGCCCCUUACAGACUCACAGACUCACAGACAGACAGACAGACAGGCAUGUAGGAAGCCAGUGGCUUAGCAUCCUAAAGAUCUCAUUGGCUGCAAAGACCGACCCCGCCCUUUUUAAAACCAAGGCUCACCCAGCCAUGCGUCACACCUAACUGCCAGACCAGAGAGCCAAUCACGUGAGGCAGGCACUCAGAGGCACGUACAGAGCAGCACAAACAAACGUGCGUACACACAAACAUACAUACACACACACAGAAACACACACGUGUACACACAAACUUGUGUACGCAAACACGAGUACACACAUACGCACGUACGCACAAACUUGUGUAUUCAAACUCGUAAGCGCGCGUAUACACACAAACACGCGUAUAUAGACACGCACACACACAAAGGCGCGGACACACACACAUAGAGGUGUGUGCACACACACUCACACACACACACACACACACAGAUAGAGGUGUGUACACACACACACACUCACACACACACACACACACAUAGAGGUGUGUACACACACACUCACACACACACACACACACACACACACACACACAUAGAGGUGUGUACACACACACACACACACACACGCCCCAAUCUGCCCAUCGGAGGGCGUGGAGGUGGCCUGAGAGCUGCAGUUAAAACCCACGAAGAAGAGGCCAGCCCACCGACGCCCGCCUCAAGAUGAUGUGCGAGGUCAUGCCCACCAUCUCGGAGGACGGGAGGGGUGGGGCCGGCGGGGGCCCCUCCUCCCCGGCCGGGGGAGGGGGCGGGUCCGGAGGCGGGAUAGGCGGGCCGGGGGGCGGGUACGGGGGCCGGGACGGGCGCGGAGGGGACGAGGGCGGCAGCUCGGGGAACCUGGAGUCGCUGAUGGUGAACAUGCUGACGGAGAGGGAGCGGCUGCUGGAGAGCCUGAGGGAGACCCAGGACUGCCUGGGCACGGCCCAGCUCCGACUGCGCGAGCUGGGCCACGAGAAGGACUCCCUCCAGAGGCAGCUGUCCAUCGCCCUGCCACAGGAGUUCGCGGUCCUGACCAAAGAGCUGAACGUGUGCCGGGAGCAGCUGCUGGAGCGGGAGGAGGAGAUCGCCGAGCUGAAGGCCGAGAGGAACAACACGCGGCUGCUGCUGGAGCACCUGGAGUGCCUGGUGUCGCGUCACGAGCGCAGCCUGAGGAUGACGGUGGUGAAGAGGCAGGCCCAGUCCCCCGCCGGCGUCUCCAGCGAGGUGGAGGUGCUCAAGGCCCUCAAGUCUCUGUUUGAGCACCACAAAGCCCUGGACGAGAAGGUUCGGGAGAGGCUGCGCGUUGCUCUGGAGAGAGUGGCUGUUUUGGAGGAGGAACUGGAGAGCUCCUCACAGGAGGUGCAUUCUUUAAGAGACCAAAUAAAAAGACGACAACAAGGGUUGGAUAAUGGAAGAGAGCGGCUGCCCAACGGUCCUUCCUCCAUUCUGGAUGAUGGAGAGAUCGACAGGCAGAGAGAAGGAGAGAUAGAGCGACAGAGAUCGGAACUCUCCCAGCUGAGGGAGAGACUGGCUCUCAUGUGUCGGCAGGUAGGAGAAAUAGAGGAACAGCUCGCUGCAGCCAGAAGGGAGGUUACGAAAUCUGAAGAAGCCAAUCAGAAACUACAGAGGGAUGUGAAAGAGGCUCUCUGUCAGAGGGAGGACAUGGAGGAACGGAUCACCACGCUGGAGCGCAGGUAUCUCAGUGCACAGAGGGAGGCCACCUCUCUCCACGACAUUAAAGACAAGCUGGAGAACGAGCUGGCCAGCAAGGAGUCUCUCUACAGACAGAGCGAGGAGAAGAACAGGCAGCUGCAGGAGCGGCUGGACGACGCCAAGCAGAAGCUGCAGCAGACGCUGCAGAGGGCCGAGACCCUGCCGGAGAUAGAGGCGCAGCUCGCCCAGAGGGUGGCGGCCCUCAACAAGGCAGAGGAACGCCAUGGCAACUUCGAGGAGCGGUUGCGGCAGAUGGAAGCACAACUGGAGGAGAAGAAUCAGGAGUUACAGAGGGCGCGGCAGAGGGAGAGGAUGAACGACGAGCACAACAAGCGGCUCUCCGACACGGUGGACAAGCUCCUCUCCGAGUCCAACGAGCGGCUGCAGCUCCACCUGAAGGAGAGGAUGGCUGCCCUGGAGGAGAAGAAUUCUCUUUCUGAGGAACUGGCAAAUAUGAAGAAAAUACAAGACGAUCUUUUAGCGAACAAGGAUCAGCUGAUCGCCGAGCUGGAAAGACUUCAGCUGGAGCUGGAUCAGUUAAGAGGGAGGCCCGGCUCCUCCUCCUACACCAGGUCUCUUCCAGGAAGCGCGCUCGAGCUCAGGUACUCCCAAGGGGGCGGGUCCCUCCCGGCCGGCUCCACCGCGCACCUGGAUCACUACGGCAACGCGGCCUCAGGGGGCGUGGUCCGAAGGCCUCACCGCGGGCGAUGGGGCCCCGCCAGGGAGGACGCGAGCAAGUACGGGGAAUGGGAAGGCGGUGCGCUGCUCGCCCCCGGGUUCGAGGGCGGCGUGGAGGGCGGCUGCUCGGACGAGGAGGAGGAGGACCGCGAGACGCUCUUCGGCUCGGAGCUCCUGUCGCCGAGCGGGCAGACGGACGUGCAGACGCUCGCCAUCAUGCUGCAGGAGCAGCUGGAGGCCAUCAACAAGGAGAUCAAGCUGAUUCAGGAGGAGAAGGAGAGCACGGAGUUGAGGGCGGAGGAGAUCGAGAGUCGGGUCAGCAGCGUGGCGCUGGACGGGCCCCCCCUGCCCCCGUCCUCUCUGGGCGGCGGGCGGGACGGGGCCGGGCGAGGCUUCAUCCCCCAGUCGCUCACCUCCUCCACCCUGGCCUCGCCCUCGCCCCCCAGCUCGGGCCACUCCACCCCCCGCAUCCCUCACUCGCCCGCGCGGGAGACUGACAAGCAGAACAAUAAAGAGGACGACAGGUCGCUGGCUCUCCCGGACUCCACCCCCCCGCCGACCCCUCGCGCCCUGCGAUUGGACAGAAUGACCCACACGCACCCCGGGGCCAUGCUUGACGAUAGCCGUGAAUUCCGCAGGUCGGUCAGCCAGCACAGCCUCAGAAGCCAGCUGGGCAAAGGACAAUCCAGGAGCAGCUCUAUUCUCUCAGCGGAUGGGAGCGCGGCUAACAGUAGCCAGGACUCCCUGCACAAAUCCACGAAGAAGAAAAGCAUCAAGUCUUCCAUCGGCCGCCUCUUCGGCAAGAAGGAGAAGGGGAGGAUGGGCGCGUCGGGACGGGAGUCCGUCUCUCUGGCCUCCACGCCUUCUGAGGACCUGGGCUCGGCCGAUCCCCUGGGCCUGACCAAGCUUGCGGGGCCCGUGGACAAGGACCGCCGCAGCAAGAAGAAGCACGAGCUCCUUGAGGAGGCUUGUCGUCAGGGCCUCCCCUUUGCAUCCUGGGACGGGCCCACCGUGGUCUCCUGGCUGGAGCUGUGGGUGGGCAUGCCCGCCUGGUACGUGGCGGCCUGCCGGGCGAAUGUGAAGAGUGGCGCCAUCAUGGCCAACCUGUCGGACACGGAGAUCCAGCGGGAGAUCGGCAUCAGCAACCCGCUGCACCGGCUCAAGCUGCGGCUCGCCAUCCAGGAGAUGGUGUCCCUGACCAGCCCCUCGGCCCCGGCCAGCACGCGCUCCUCUACCAGUAACGUGUGGAUGACGCACGCGGAGAUGGAGUCACUGACCGCGGCGACCAAACCUGCCGUACCACUGAGCCUCUCUCCCUCUCAGUUUCUGUGCAAGUGCACUUUUUUCCCCGCUGACUGUUUGUUGACUAACAAGCUGUUCCUCCCUUUGUCUCCCCUUAUCUACUCAUCCUCCUCAUCCUCCUUUCCGCCCUCAAAAAACAUGUCUGCUCUCCCUCCGUAUCUCUCUCUCUCCCUACAUAUCUAUCUCUCCCUCUAUAUCUUCUCCCUCCCUCUCUAUUCCCCUCUGCCCUCCAUUCUGUCUCUCUCCCUCCAUAUCUCUCUCUUCCUUUAUGUCUUUACUGCUUCCUCCCUCUCUAUUCCCCACCUCCCUCCUUUCUGUCUCCCUCCAUCCCUCCCUCUCUUUCUCUCUCCUGCAUUUGUUCACGCGCCUCCAAAGGAGCUCAAAGAGAUUAGCUGGGAUCAGAUCCUGGCCUAUGGGGACAUGAACCACGAGUGGGUGGGGAACGAGUGGCUGCCCAGCCUGGGCCUGCCCCAGUACCGCAGCUACUUCAUGGAGUCCCUGGUGGACGCCCGCAUGCUGGACCACCUGACCAAGAAGGAGCUGCGCGGCCAGCUCAAAAUGGUGGACAGCUUCCACAGGGUCAGUCUUCAUUACGGCAUCAUGUGUCUGAAGCGCUUAAACUACGACAGGAAGGAGCUGGAGAGGAGGAGGGAUGAGAGCCAGCAUCAGAGCAAAGACGUGAUGGUGUGGUCCAACGAGCGCGUGAUGUGCUGGGUGCAGACGGUGGGGCUGAAGGAGUACGCCGACAACCUGGCGGAGAGCGGCGUGCACGGGGCCCUGCUGGCGCUGGACGACACCUUCGACUACACCGACCUGGCCCUCCUCCUGCAGAUACCCAAUCAGAACACGCAGGCCCGGCAGCUCCUGGAGAAAGAGUACAACGCUCUCAUCACCAUGGGAACGGAGAGGCGACCCGAUGAGGACGGGACGAAGACCUUCACUCGCUCGCCGUCGUGGCGGAAGAUGUUCCGGGAGAAGGACCUGAGGGGGGUGACGUCCGACUCCUCCGAAACGCUGCCCGCCAACUUCCGAGCCUCCGCCAUUUCCACCCCCUCCGUGACCCUGAGGAAAGUCCAGAGCGAGGUGAACUCUGGAUCCAGAGCAGAGUCGGGGUCUGUGAGGACGUACUCCUGUUGAGACACACUGGGGGGCAGCUUGCUGACGCGACGGGAUUUUGAUUUCAUAAUUUUGGAAAAAGCAAUGAACACGAGGGGGGAAAACGGAGACGUUUGACAACUCUGCAAUAACCAUGGCGACUGAGGCUGACCAAUGGGAAUGGAGGAAACCCCGUGGCUGAAGAAUACGGGAUAAGGGACAGAUGAAGAAUGUACAGAAUGGAGAGGGGGGGGGAAGGAAGAAUGAAUGUAUGGAACAGGGGGAAUAUCUCAAAAAUGAUAUGUUUAUCAGUCCAUCGUUCUCCCUCUGUCUCUCUCUCUCUCUCACUCUCGAGCGACAGUUGUUCUCUGAAGCUGAGAGGCGAUUUUGGGAAAGCGGGGCCACAUGUUGCUGGCUCAGCUUAGCGGUGCUCUGUGAAUCUGAAUCUGAGAGUCUGUGUGGCCAUGAAUGUGCCCAAUGUCCUGUGUGGGAAUGAACAGCUGGUGUAUGUAUGCUGGUGUAUGCAGUGUAUGCUGGUAAUGGAUAGGGGUUUGUACACUGGGCAGAGGGUUGGUCUGGCUCGGUCUGGUUCGGUCUGGCUCGGUCUGGCUCAAGUCUGGCUUGGUCUGGUUCAGUCUGGCUCGGUCUGGCUCAAGUCUGGCUUGGUCUGUUUCGGUCUGGCUCAGUCUGGCUUGGUCUGGUUCGGUCUGGUUCGGUCUGGCUCAGUCUGGCUUGGUCUGUUUCGGUCUGGCUCGGUCUGGUUUGGUCUGGCUCAAGUCUGGCUCGGUCUGGUUCGGUCUGG